UUACCCACGUGAAGAAGUCGAUGUAAACAUUGGGUGAAGGAAAAACCUUUAAAGAAGUAUUUUACUAUAUUUUUACCGUAAUACCAUCACUUUUUAAACAGCAUCAUGAGAGAAUUAUCAGAGGAUAUAGAGGUUGGUGAAGACCAGGGAUCAGAUGGGGAGCCGAGUUCAGAAGACGGUUUCUCAGAAGGGGAUGACAUAGAGGAUGAGAGUGAUGGCAUGGAAGAUGAUGAUGGUGCUGAAGAUGAUGAUGAGGAUGAUGACGAAGAAGAUGAUGAUGAAGGGGAAGAAGAUGAUGGCAUGGACGAAACUGAAGAUGGCGAGAAUGAAGGCGGCAAAAGAAAAAUGUUAGAGCAGGGAGGGGGAGUAGCAAAGUCGGCGAAAAAGAAUAAAGACGGUGGUAGUCUAUACAAGCCUCCAACUGUAGAUGAACUAAACACCCUUCGUGAAACUCAGAUGCUCUACCAUUCCAAUCUAUUUCGAAUGCAGAUGGAGGAAGUCCUUCGGGAAGUCAGCAUUAAAGCUAAGCACAGCCAGCAGCUCGAGAAGUGGAUGAACCAGUUUUCAGCUUUCGUCAAGUCCCUACCAGCGUCAUCUAGUUAUCAACUGGAUAAUACAGAGUGGAUGGAAACAAAAAAUAUUUGCAACCCAAUGCCAGACGAUGUGCCAAAAGUUAGUGGCACCUUUCUCUUCAUGGCACCAAGAAGCAUGCAGUUUAUAGGUUCCUUCCUCUCCAACACAACAACAUCACAGAACAGAACAGUCGAUAUCAUGCUAGUCUUGCCAAAGGAUUGUGUGCAUGCUAACGACUGGCAAAAUGGCAGAUGGUUAGUAAAGCGUGCCAAAUAUCUGUCAUGGUUGGCGGCAGAACUCAGAGAAAAUACAGAAUUAGUCUCUGACUUAUCAUGGACAACUCAUCUAGGGUGUGAGAGCAGGCCAGUUUUGCAGGUGGCACCUUCAGGAGGACUCGGCAAAAAGUGGAAAGUGAACUUGUUCCCAGUGCCACCACCAGAAAUGUUCAGAAUGGGAAGAUUUGCUCCAACAAGAGGCAACUUACACCCAAAAAUAUAUAUGGAAAACUAUAAGAAGAACAAGACAUAUGCUGAAGUACCCCUAUCUCCAUAUUAUAACUGGGCUUGUGGCAUUGAUAUCAAGAUGGAAGAACAUGCACAAUUGGUGCAAGAAUCUGUAAGCCAAAAUCUUAACAUAACCCAAGGUAUUAAACUGGUCAAGAUUUGGUUAGCACAAGAAACUGACAAGGGCACUGGGUGCAUGUCUGGCCAUAUGGUAUCCCUCUUAGCGAUCCACCUCCUCCGCAAACGAAAAAUAAACACCCAGAUGUCAGCCUACCAGGUGUAUCGCAGUAUAGUAUUAGCAAUAAGUAAUUCUGACUGGACCAAAGAGGGGUUUAGCAUGGGGCUCACUUCCUCACAGGAUGCAGUGCCUCUGGAAAACUAUCACAAAAUAUAUGAAGUUGUGUUUGUCGAUCCGUCAGGCUUGUUAAAUCUUGCCGCUGCCAUGUCAACCACAGACUUUUUAAGGAUAAAACAUGAAGCUGGGCUGGCAAUGAAGAUCUUGGAUUCCUCAGCAGCUGAGAGCUUUGAGUCACUCUUUAUCAGAAAGAUUGAGUUGCACCAAAUGUGUGAUCAGUUGGUCUCUGUACAGUUUGACAAGUCAGAUGUGAAGCGAAUAUUCAACUCGAUAAUGACAGAGACACAAGUGUGCAGAAUAGACAGGAUGGGUGACACGUGUAAUCCCGUCUGGUCAUCAGUUCUGAAGACUCUGAGAUUUGGCCUGGGUGACCGGGCCACUCUGCUCGUACCUCAGAGGAUAAUACCCCAAACUUGGCCCCUAGAUGGUUCACGGCCAGAUCCUGUGUGGAAGCUAGACUUUGGUCUUGUGCUUGACCCAAUUGCUGCAUCAGCUUUGUUGACAAAGGGCCCAUCUGCAGACUCACCUGAAGUCAAGGAAUUCCAAGCUUUCUGGGGCAAGAAGAGCACAUUGAGGAGAUUCCAGGAUGGCAGUUUCCAUGAGGCCAUUCUGUGGGCUGACCCCAACGUAACGACUGGUCAACGGCGCCUCAUUCCAGGGGAAGUUGUCAAGCAGGUACUCAGUCUUCAUUAUGGGAUUCCAAAGAAGAAAGUUCUCUAUGUAGCAGGCCAGAUGGAAAGUCUUUUGCACGUGCCUGAAAGUUCCGUGAAGGAAGAGUAUGGAACAGGGGAAGAAGCAACAACUUCAGCCAUCCAAGCCUUUGACCGCUUGGCACGUAAGUUGCGAUCACUUCACUUGCCUUUAAAGAUCACCACAGUCCACUCGACAUCAGAAGUAAGUCGACAUGCAAGAGUCUUUCCGCCUUUAGGGAAGAAUGCAAAGCAGCACUCUGAGAAAGUUGUCAUCAAAGAAGACCAUAUGGAAUUAUCUAAUGAAAAUGGAGUUUGCCCAUUAUUUAACUUUGCUAUAAAUGUCAUUGUGUUUCUGGAGAUGAGUGGGAAGUGGCCUGAUGAUGUUCUGGCCAUUCAAGCCAUUAAAGCUGAAUUCUACAAGAGCAUGUUUGACCUGCUUGCGAAGGAGAACAUCAAAGCAAUUGUCUUCCCUCGUUUCCUGCAGGUCCUCUGGGAAGGCUAUGUUUUUCGCAUCGAGGUUUGUUACCGCCGAGAGAUCUACCUGCAAAGGCUGGUAGAAACUCCCGAUGGAGACUGGAAGGAAAAGGACACAGAGGCUGCUAUCAAUCUAGAAAAGCAAAUGGAAAUGAUCCCCAAAAUUACAACCAGUCUUGCAAGCAUACAGUCGGAACACCCAAGCUUCAGUGGAGGGGUCCGCCUGGCGAAGCGUUGGAUGGCCUCUCAGCUGUUGUUGGACCACUGCCCGCACCUGGCUGUGGAGCUCCUGGUGGCACACCUGUACCUGAACCCAGAUCCUUACCUGGUGCCCCACACUCCACACGUGACUCUACUCAGAUUCCUGCACCUCUUAGCCCACACAGACUGGAAGACUACCCCCAUUUUCGUCAAUCUCAGUGAGGCUUUUACAGUCGAAGACCAGGCAGAGCUGAGCCACAGAUUUACAAGUCAACGAGAGUCACUCCCAUCCAUGUUCAUUUCAACCCCCCAUGAGCUGCGAACUGUGGCUGAUCCUGACAACCCAGAGGAUGUAAAUCACCGCUACAAGUUGGCCUCUGUUUGGACCAAGAGUGAACCCACGUUGCUCAUCAUCUAUCGCAUGAAACAGCUGGCAGGGGUAGCGCUGUCUCUUAUUAGUGAGAGCGUAUUCGAUUCUCAGAUGGAUUUCACAAGUCUCUUCAGACCAUCUCUGGAAGACUUUGAUGUCACCAUUAAACUUAACUGUCAAGAGCUCAGUCGCCGAAAGGAGGCAGUAGACUGGAAGGAUCGUGAUGAAAAGAAAGACAUUCCUUUGCAUCAAAUGACAGACACUAGGGGGAUUACACCUGUUGUAAUGUAUGAUGCUGCAUCCAUGUACUUGGAAGAACUGAAAGAAGCCUAUAGCCAUGUGGCCCUAUUCUUCUAUGAUGAACAUGGAGGUGAUGUCAUUGGGGUUGUUUGGAAUCCUAAAGCAUUAUCUGCACAGGAACUAAAGAUUGGCAGCCUCAUGGGUCAUAAGCUGGUUGGUGUGAAGGAAGUGAAACAGGUCGUGAAUGUAGAUGCAAUUAUUGAAGAUUUUCAGGUCAUUGGAACGGGGCUUGUUGAGAGUAUUAGCAUAAAGAACCAGUAAUAUCAGAUAUGUAGGUUAUCAUAUAUUUAUUAUUAGUCAAAAUAUUCAGUUACCAUUAUUAUUAUUAUUAUUAUUAUUAUUAUUAUUAUUAUUAUUAUUAUUGUUAUUAUAAUUAUUAUUAUUAUUAUUA
Penaeus vannamei (Pacific white shrimp) is the source of this 3859-nucleotide messenger RNA. NCBI's taxonomy places the organism in Eukaryota, Metazoa, Arthropoda, Malacostraca, Decapoda, Penaeidae. The record is from RefSeq and is a predicted model, not a curated record.